Messenger RNA from Centruroides sculpturatus (bark scorpion), 762 nucleotides. RefSeq lists its product as uncharacterized. Lineage: Eukaryota; Metazoa; Arthropoda; Arachnida; Scorpiones; Buthidae. The transcript has 4 exons. The record is from RefSeq and is a predicted model, not a curated record. Bases 373 to 762 code for a protein of 129 amino acids.
GAUUGCAAUCAAUCUAAACGUAACGACUCCGAAUUUGUUUAAUGUAAUCAUUGUGAUAUGUCAUUUUCCCUUUAAUCACUUUACAAUAAGCCGAAAUCGCCAUAUUUAAUUCAUAUAUAAUUUAAUGUAAUGUAAUGUUAUCUACGCGCAGACGAAUUAUAGGUUUUCAACUUAAGUUAUAACAUUAGUAAUAAAUAUAUUAAAGCCAUUCGUUACAUUUUGUAUAUAAUUACACAUGACAUGUUAUGUACAGUAAUAUAGUAUAUAUAUUAUACAUGAUUAGAGUAAUCUACUGUCUCGGAAUUAGAGAAAUUUGAUUUUAUUUAGUUUGACCGGCUAAAGCAACACAAAACAAGAGUAUUUACCAAAGGAAUGCCUCUCGGAGGACAACAAAAAACAUGUGAUUUAAGUUUUAAAUUGAGUUUUAAAAAUGCUGCGAUAACCGUUGCUAUUAUUUUCUUUAAAAAAAAAUUAUCCAAUAUGAUAUCGGGAAGAGCUCAAAAUAACAUAGUUUAUCGCCCAUCUGAAAAUAAUGAAUUCAAUACAAGAGGAAUAUCUGUUUAUCCUGAAAUUACUGGUUUCGAUUACAGUAAUCCCACAAUAGAAACAACUCUUGAGAUAUUAGACAAACCCCCUUCAUAUGAAGAAAUCAUGACAUUGUCUAAAAGUAUGCUCAUAAAAAUAUAUAGUUAUAACGAGGGACGUCCCGAUACUGCCAAUACCAAUACCGAUACUGAUAUAUUCUAUCGAUACUUUCCUUGA